Exophiala viscosa is the source of this 1217-nucleotide messenger RNA. RefSeq lists its product as uncharacterized. The coding region runs from base 239 to 1033 and encodes 264 amino acids. Gene Ontology annotation, biological process: positive regulation of transcription from RNA polymerase II promoter by galactose. Gene Ontology annotation, cellular component: nucleus. Gene Ontology annotation, molecular function: DNA-binding transcription factor activity, RNA polymerase II-specific; zinc ion binding; RNA polymerase II cis-regulatory region sequence-specific DNA binding. The record is from RefSeq and is a predicted model, not a curated record. NCBI's taxonomy places the organism in Eukaryota, Fungi, Ascomycota, Eurotiomycetes, Chaetothyriales, Herpotrichiellaceae. The transcript is spliced from 5 exons.
AUUCGUCGACACAUUUACGCAUUCGGAUUGUUGACAUACUGCCGCAACUCUCCGGGAGUUUGCGUAGACUCUUCAUACAACCGCUCCAAAACCAUAGACCUCAACAUCGACACAGUCCGCUUAGCACAAAUCAUCAUAUUGGAGGCUUCGACAAUUGCACAACCACCGCGACUGUUCUCGACCAGCUUGAUACCAGGCAUCGUCGGCGCCCAAGGUCUGUCCACCACAGUUGUGACAGAUGCCUUCCAGAAUAAGCGGCGCUUGUAACGGGUGCCGCACAAAGAAACAAAAGUGCAGUGGUGAUAGAUCCGGGUGCUUGCAGUGUCAAGCUGUAGCCGUACAAUGUACGUGGCCGGAGCAAAGAAAGCGAGGUCCUGCCAAAGGCUACAUCGAAGGCCUUGAGCAUCGUCUUCACGAAGCUGAAUCGCUCAUCCUCGCUCUCCUACCUCUUGUUAACACCGAGCAACUCAAUUCUGCUGCGGAUACACUGAAAUCCACGUCGCCAUCUGCAAAUAUAGCGGGCCUCAAAUCCAGAGACUCGCAAUCACCUGGCCCACGGAAUGUCAGAAGUAGUCCACCCACGCUCAACAAGAAAACUGGCAUUGAGUACUGGGAGGCCUUCCCGCUCGAUACGGCCGAGAACAUCCGCAAGUGGCAGCAAGAUUGUACAACACACUCCUCGGGCCAGAAUCCGCCGUCGUCUCGCAACUCGCUCACAGCAGAAGAUUCGUUUUCGCAAUCAAUCCUGCAUCAAAAUUUCAUGCCUGAUUCUAAAAGUCACUCACGCGCCGGCUCAGUGGAAUUCUCGAGUCACAAUCAUGCGCGCUCAUCGUCAGCCGCGUUCCGCUCAGUGAGCAAUGAAUCGUAUCGUAGCGAGACCAGCACCCCAGUCAAUGUCCCACAACAAUCUCAUUCUCAACCGACGGUGCCGACGACCUCCAAUUUCCACACAGGGUGUCGGCAUCGGUGCCGAGGCUUUGCUACUCCAAAGCUUCGCCGACUCAUCCUGGGCGCAGUCACAAUCGCUCGAUAACGGUUUGCAUGAUGCGAAUCCCAGCAUGGGAGCCAGCAAUAGCAUGGAUAUGCAGAGUGGGUUGAUGGAGGUCGAUACGGGGCUUUUUGCAAAUGACAUGCAGAAACGACUGUUCUGGUGAACAAACCCUACGGGUAGCUCGAAGCGCAGAAGCUUGGGUCAUACAGGACAAUAGGGAGCUCAU